ACGGUCUCCUGUUCAUUUGGGAGGGAGGGGCGGUGUUCCUGCUCACUCCUGACAGGUGUGUGACCGUGAGUGCGACCUGCCCCUGCCCCCUGCCCUGGGUCUGCUUCCCCGAAAGAUGUCAGGAAAUCCAGGCCCAUUCGUAGCCCUCUGCACCACCCCCCGCCCCCCUUCUCUAGCACUUUCUCCCUGACAGAUGCAUAUUUCUUCUCACCAUUGCAUUUCUCCCUUCACCCUCUGGUCCCCUGCUUCUGCCAUCUGCUUAGGAUCUGUCCCCCUGGGGAGCCCAUGUCGUCUGAAACAUUACACGUCUGAAAGGCAAAUCUGAGAAGGCUCCCCUGUGCCCACUCAACUUCCCAGUAUCCUUCAUUCAGAUUUCCUUCAGUUUCCCUUCGCUCCUCUGCAUCAGUUCAUUCAACAGAUACCUGUUGAGCAUCUGUUAUAUGCCAGGUGCUUUUUAAGGUGCUGCCAAUACUGUAGCAAACAAGAGAGACACGGUCCCUGCCCUCACAGAGCUUCACUCACUCCAGUGGAGGGUGACAGACUGCCCAAGGAACCCACUAAAUAGGAUAAUUGCAGGUUCUCAGAAGUAUUACCCAGAAAAUGAAACAGCUUCACGUGCUAGUAAGUGACUGGGGUGCCAGUGGCGUCACUGGCUGGAGGGGGCAGGGAGGGCUUUCCUGAGGAGGUGACACAGGAGCUGUGACCUGGAGGAGGAGGAGGAGGAGCCAGGCUCCAGUGCCCCUGGGCGGAGGGAACCUCCAGUGCAAAGGCCCUGCUGUGAGAACAAACUAAACGACAGUGCCUGCAGCAGAGUAGGCCAGUGGGGAGGGCCGGGACAGACCGGGCCUUGCUGGAGUUUGGAUGCUACAGUGAGGACCUGCUUGGCAUGUUGAGCACGGGCUCUAGGCGCGUGGGCUCAGUAGUUGUGGCGCACGGGCUUAGUUGCUCCGCAGCAUGCAGGAUCUGCCCAGACCAGGGCUCGAACCAGUGUCCCCUGCAUUGGCAGGCGGAUUCUUAACCACUGCGCCACCAGGGAAGUCCCAGCUCUUCAUUUUUUUAUUGGAGUACAGUUCCAACCUCUGUUCUUUGAAGCCCUGAGGCCUGGCAUACAGUAAUUAAAAUCACCGGCUUUGGAACCAGGCAGUCUGCUUUGCAGCCCGGCACUGCCACUUACUGACUGUUUGACCCUGGGCGAGCUCCCUACACUCCCCGAGCCCCAGGUUCCUUGUCUGGAAAAUGGGGAUGACGAAGGUACCUGCUUCACGGGGCUAUAGUGAUGACACAUCGGAUAAGGCAUGUAAAUAUCAUACAGUACAGUGCCUGGCAUACAGACUCCACUAAUGACAGUUGCCACCGUCACCAUUAUUAGUGGCUUGGACCAGGGAAGGCUGCGUGGAAGUGGCUGGUGGAGCAGGAGUAGAUGGCGCGCGACUGGGUGGCUUCCCACGUACCGAGCAUGAUCUGCGCCCGGAGUGCGCCAGGCGCACGUGUGUCCUUAUUCGGGUGUCCCCCCAUGUGUGGAGGGCCACGCUCCCGAGGCCUUUGAUGGCAGGCGUAUGGGAAGUGGGCCUCCCCCCCACCUUGCCACUGCCACCCUGCGCAGCUUCUCCCCACUCUGCUCUAAAACGAGAAGUAGAGUGAGUUCCCCCAAGGGGUCGGCCGCGCCCCUUCCUGUCCCCGCCCUGCCGGCUGCCCCAGGCCAGUGGAGUGGCAGCCCCAGAACCAGGACCGCGGUGGUGAGGUGGCCUGGGCGCUGAGAGCCUCACGAGGCUUAGCCCCAGCGUUCUCCGCCUGCCCGGACUCAGCAGCACCACCCUGUUGCCUGCACCCCCUUCCCCCCGGGCACCCCCAGGAUGGUGAGGUGGUUUCACCGAGACCUCAGCGGGCUGGAUGCCGAGACCCUGCUCAAGGGCCGAGGGGUCAACGGGAGCUUCCUGGCUCGGCCCAGUCGCAAGAACCAGGGCGACUUCUCCCUCUCCGUCAGGGUGGGGGAUCAGGUGACCCACAUAAGGAUCCAGAACUCGGGGGAUUUCUACGACCUGUAUGGAGGGGAGAAGUUCGCGACGCUGACGGAGCUGGUGGAGUACUACACGCAGCAGCAGGGCGUCCUGCAGGACCGCGAUGGCACCAUCAUCCACCUCAAGUACCCGCUGAACUGCUCAGAUCCCACCAGUGAGAGGUGGUACCAUGGCCACAUGUCUGGAGGGCAGGCAGAGACACUGCUGCAGGCCAAGGGUGAGCCCUGGACUUUUCUCGUGCGUGAAAGUCUCAGCCAGCCUGGAGAUUUUGUGCUGUCCGUGCUCAGCGACCAGCCAAAGGCUGGGCCGGGCUCCCCGCUCAGAGUCACCCAUAUCAAGGUCAUGUGUGAGGGUGGACGCUACACAGUGGGUGGUUCAGAGACCUUCGACAGCCUCACGGAUCUGGUGGAGCAUUUCAAGAGGACGGGGAUCGAGGAGGCCUCGGGCGCCUUCGUCUACCUGCGGCAGCCAUACUACGCCACGAGGGUGAACGCAGCUGACAUUGAGAACCGGGUCUUGGAACUGAACAAGAAGCAGGAGUCGGAGGACACAGCCAAGGCUGGCUUCUGGGAGGAGUUUGAGAGUCUGCAGAAGCAGGAGGUGAAGAACUUGCACCAGCGGCUGGAAGGGCAGCGGCCAGAAAACAAGAGCAAGAACCGUUACAAGAACAUCCUUCCGUUCGACCACAGCCGAGUGGUCCUGCAGGGACGUGACAGUAACAUCCCUGGGUCCGACUACAUUAACGCCAACUACGUCAAGAACCAGCUGCUAGGCCCGGAUGAGAAUGCUAAGACCUACAUCGCCAGCCAGGGCUGCCUGGAGGCCACGGUCCUCGACUUCUGGCAGAUGGUGUGGCAGGAGAACACCCGUGUCAUCGUCAUGACCACCCGGGAGGUGGAGAAGGGCCGGAACAAAUGUGUCCCAUACUGGCCAGAGGUGGGCACUCAGCGCGUUUAUGGACUCUACGCUGUAACCAACUGCGGGGAACACGACACAGCUGAGUACAAACUCCGCACCUUACAGGUCUCCCCGCUGGACAAUGGGGACCUGGUUCGGGAGAUCUGGCACUACCAGUACCUGAGCUGGCCUGACCACGGGGUCCCCAGCGAGCCUGGGGGUGUCCUCAGCUUCCUGGACCAGAUCAACCAGCGGCAGGAAAGUCUGCCUCACCCAGGGCCCAUCAUCGUGCACUGCAGCGCCGGCAUCGGCCGCACCGGCACCAUCAUUGUCAUCGACAUGCUUAUGGAGAGCAUCUCCACCAAGGGCCUGGACUGUGACAUCGACAUCCAGAAGACGAUCCAGAUGGUACGGGCCCAGCGCUCGGGCAUGGUGCAGACGGAGGCGCAGUACAAGUUCAUCUACGUGGCCAUCGCCCAGUUCAUCGAAACCACCAAGAAGAAGCUGGAGGUCAUGCAGUCCCAGAAGGGCCGGGAGUCGGAGUACGGGAACAUUACCUACCCCCCAGCCAUGAAGAAUGCCCAUGCCAAGGCCGCCCGCACCUCCUCCAAACACAAGGAGGACGUGUAUGAGAACGUGCACGGUAAGAACAAGAGAGAGGAGAAGGUGAAGAAGCAGCGGUCAGCCGACAAGGAGAAGAGCAAGGGUUCCCUGAAGAGGAAGUGAGCUGGGCCUGUCCUGCGGCGGCCACGCCUCAGCCCCGUCCCUGCAGAGGCCUCCAGUGGAAGACGCAGAGCCUGAACCUCGGAGCCUGGCCCCCCAUUCCAUUGUAAUUUAAAUGGCCGUGUCCCCACCUCCCUCUCCCAGCCCCUGUAUAUAGCCCAGCAAGGCCCCUGGCAGGGCCAGGCCCUUCUCGUGUAAAUAAAGCCUCUAGGUCACUG
Messenger RNA from Eubalaena glacialis (North Atlantic right whale), 3856 nucleotides. RefSeq names its product protein tyrosine phosphatase non-receptor type 6 (gene PTPN6). The record is from RefSeq and is a predicted model, not a curated record. Bases 1854 to 3641 code for a protein of 595 amino acids. Gene Ontology annotation, molecular function: protein tyrosine phosphatase activity. Lineage: Eukaryota; Metazoa; Chordata; Mammalia; Artiodactyla; Balaenidae. Gene Ontology annotation, biological process: protein dephosphorylation. The transcript has 17 exons.